CUUGCCUAAGCAGCGUUCAGAUGAGCCAGAAAGAAAACCCGUGAUUUCUUCAGGCCGGUGGGUGGAUCCCUUCACAGGUUCAACUUCCUGCAUCAGGGAGUAUAUUAGAGGCCAUGUGUUGCUCUUCCUCUAUCACUCAGGCUUGUAAACAGUCAGAGUGUCGGGGAAGGAAGAAUCCUUUGCUGCUGCUGACCCACUGCUUCAGAAGUCAUGUCGGCUCUGUCCUUGUUGCUGGUCCUGCUGGCGGUUGCCUCCACCACCCUGAGCGUCAACCCGGGCGUGACGGUCAGGCUGACCGAUAAAGGCCUCCAAUACGGGAAACAACUGGGCAUCGCCGCCAUGCAGGAGAAACUUAAAUCUAUCCAAAUUCCAGAUUUUUCUGGCUCAGAAAGGGUGUCUCCCAUUGGCAAAGUCAAGUACAGUCUGACAAACAUACAGCUGGUGAACGUGGGGUUGCCGAGGUCUGCGGUGGCUCUGGUGCCGGGGACAGGGGUCAGGCUGACCAUCGGAGACGCCUUCAUGAAUCUGCAUGGAAACUGGAGGGUCAAGUACCUCAGAGUAAUAAAAGACAGCGGCUCUUUUGACGUGAAUGUCAACGGACUCACAAUCAGCACGAGUAUCGUCGUGAAAAGUGACGCGACGGGUCGGCCGGUGGUCAGCAGUACCAACUGCGUAGCCAGUGUGGCCAGUGCCAAAGUCAAGUUCCACGGUGGAGCCAGCUGGCUCUACAAUCUCUUCAGCAAGUUCAUAAACAAGGCUCUACGAAACGCUCUGCAGAAACAGAUCUGUCCUCUGGUGGACAAGACAGUUACUGGUUUAAACCCUAAGCUGCAGACACUCAAUGUGCUGGCCAAGGUGGACAAAUAUGCAGAGAUUGAAUAUUCCAUGGUGUCAUCUCCGGUUAUUUCACAAUCGACUCUUGAUCUGAACUUGAAGGGUCAGUUCUACAACAUUGGGAAGCACCAGGAGCCUCCGUUCACCCCCGCAGCCUUUUCCCUGCCGUCCCAGAACAACAACAUGGUGUACAUGGCCCUGUCCGCCUUCACCGCCAACUCUGCAGGUUUCGUGUACAACAAAGCUGGAGUCCUCAGCCUGUACAUCACAGACGACAUGGUCCCCAAAGGCUCUCCGUUCCGACUCAACACCAAAACGUUCGGAGUCUUCAUCCCGCAGAUUGCAAAGCAGUAUCCAGGUCUGAUGAUGAAGCUGCUGCUGAGGGCUGAGAACAGUCCCACCAUCACUUUCCAGCCCAAAAAUGCAACCGCUGUGGCCACUGCCACGGUGACGGCGUACGCCAUCCAAUCCAACGGCACACUUUCCCCUCUUUUCAUCCUGAACUUGGAGAGCAGCGUGAGCGCCGACGUGUACGUCAGAGGACUGAACAUUGCCGGACGCCUCACUCUCAACCAGCUAAAACUGUCUGUAGGAACCAGUUAUGUGGGGCAGUUUCAGGUCGGCGUCCUUGACAGUGUGCUCCGAAUGGUCCUCAAAGUGGUAGUGAUACCCAUAGUCAAUGUUCAACUCGAUAAGGGUUACCCACUUCCUGCAAUCGGAAAAAUGAACCUUGUGAACCCCCAGCUUCAAAUAAUGAAGGAUUACAUGCUGAUCGGGACAGAUGUUAACUUCACAGGGUGAACUGCAAAGAUCUAAAAACUGGAAGAAUACACUGGGUUUUUUUUUUUCUUUUUUUUUAUACCGUUGUCAAACAUUUUCAUUUUUGAAAUGUUUUUUUUUUUACAUUUGCUUGAUUUUUUUUUUUUUUUUUUUUUUUUUUCUCAAAAACUGUAGAUGAGAUGUGUGUGGAACUGGUGCCCUCUAUUAUUCCUUUUCAGGAAUAGUUCACUCCUUCCAAAGCAGAUUGCAGCCCCUUUCAGCUAAUGACUUUAGCUAAAUUCUGUUUGAAAGUUUCUAUCUUAGUGAAAUGAUUCUGUGAAUGUGCAGAUCUGAACAGUUCUCCUGCAGAAUCUCCUUACAGCACAGUUUGGUCUCAAACUCCAGUCCUCCAGUCGCUGUCCUGCAGUUUUUAGAUGUGCCACAGGUACAAAAUACUGGAAUGAAAUGACUUGAUUACUUCCUCCUUGUGUAGAUCAGUUCUCCAGAGCCUUAAUGACCUAAUUAAUCUAUUCAGGUUUGGUGCAGCAGAGGAACAUGUAAAAGUUGCAGGACAGCGGCCCUUGGGGACUGGAGCCUUAUGGUGUCACUGCAACCAAUCAAUCAAAUUCAUUGAGGGGGGAAAAAAUAGAAACCAGACAGGCAAUAGUUGAACAAUUAUUUAUCAUAAUAAAUAACUGAAUUUUAGUCAAAUAAAUACAACUAUUCUUGACAAUAAAGGCAUAUAAAGUUGAACAUUAAAUAGUGGCUCUUAGCAUCACUUGUAUCCAUCACAGCUGGGGGUCGUUGUUGAUUUCAGGGAGCUGUGACUGAGGGCCCGGCCCCUCAGGCUCUGGGAGCCGGCUGACAGGAUCUACACAGACAGAAGACGUCAGACUGAAUGUAGCAGAAACCAAACUACCGACAUGUCAGGUUAUCCAGCUGUACAAAUGUACAAAUACUUCUACUCAAAUUGUUAUUUUUUAUUGUACAUUUCAAUAGGAAAAUGACAUUCAAGAAUUUAAUUCUGGGAUUUUUUCUUACUGUGAAAACUAUGAUGUCAAACUACUGACAAAAAACUUGUAAUCAUUGUAUCUCAUGUUCAAUGUGGAAUUGAUUAAAUUGGUUCUAAUAAAUGUUUGUCAUCAUCUUAA
This is a messenger RNA of Gambusia affinis (western mosquitofish), 2744 nucleotides long. Its product is annotated as bactericidal permeability-increasing protein-like. Gene Ontology annotation, molecular function: lipid binding. The transcript is spliced from 16 exons. Bases 211 to 1635 code for a protein of 474 amino acids. NCBI's taxonomy places the organism in Eukaryota, Metazoa, Chordata, Actinopteri, Cyprinodontiformes, Poeciliidae. The record is from RefSeq and is a predicted model, not a curated record.